Messenger RNA from Effrenium voratum, 5607 nucleotides. Lineage: Eukaryota; Dinophyceae; Suessiales; Symbiodiniaceae. The record is from the annotation of a GenBank genome assembly.
AUGCUGGUGGAUGGUGAGAUCUCGGGCCCCGAACUCCAGGAACGGCUGCAGGACAUCAACGCGGACGUCGCCUGGCUGCACAAGGGCUUCCCGCUGCAAACGCUGCGGCGCUGCCCUGCUGAGGCCUUGGUGAAGGAGGCGUUGCCCCGGCGCGACUGGCAGAGCGUUGGAGUGGACAGACUGUACCUGCAACGCCUGACUCGGCUCGCCGCGACCUACCAGGCCGCAGCCAAGCAGCUUCACUUCGCAGAUCGACACCUGCCGGAUCUCAGCGUGGUGUGCUACCAUGGCCCGGACAGCCUCUGGCUCUAUGCCAACUCGGAGGUGCUGGCCCGGGCCUUCUCCGCCUUUGCCUGGCGGCGCCUCGCCAUCAAGCUGAUGUUCUUGCGGGACAUCCGCGUCGGCAGCGUGUCGGGCAAGGUCGCACAGAUGCGAGCUCUUGAGCACGACAUGGGCUUGAUCAUGAGGGCCCGCGAAGCUCUUUGCGAGCCAGAAGAUGAGGAGGAGGACAUGGACUCGGACUCCGUUGGGUGGCCCUUCGGGGAAGAGAGCCGCAGGGAGAUGGAAGACGCGCUGGCGCGGCUGGCGCAGACGGACGGAGACGGGUCGGAGGCCGAUGCGCACUGCAACCUGGCGACCAUGAUCUUGUUCCAGGCUCAGCCAUCUCAGAGUGAGCUGAGGAGAGCCCAGCAGUCUCUCCAGAGGAGUUUGCAGCUGGAGCCCAAUGCCGGCGAUGCCCAGGUGCUGCUCCAACGCACGGUGCGUUUGCUGGCUCUGCCCGGUGCGGUCGAAGGCCUGGAUGAAGUCGUGGCAGGGGCUGAGGGCGCUGAAAGCGCCGGCGCUGAGGCUGCAGAUGAGGCCGAUGGCGCUGAGGCUGCUGAAGCUGCUGAGGGGGCGGAGGCCGCGAGCGUGGACGGUGCUGAAGGUGUGGAGCACGAAAGCGCGGAGGGUGCCACUGACGGCGAGGGCGCCGAGGGCGCCGAGGGCGCUGGGCGCACCGCUGAAGGCGCCCAGGCCGUGGGCUCUGAAGGCGAGGGCGCCCGAGGUUCCGCGCCAGUGCUCACGAGGGAAGGGACCGCGUUCCCGGAGGCUGCGGACGACAGGCGAAGGGGCCGGCAGCUGCAGAGGAUUUGGCUGGGCACACGCUAUGGGCUGCGGCUGUGCAAGCUGAGGCACUGCCCUGUGCUGAUGAGGUUGGACUCGCCAGAGUUGCCCCAUGUGGUGCCGUCUCUCUCGGUGGAGGCUGUGGAAGCGGUGCUUUACAUGGCCUCCAGCCUCUCCGAGGAGGUGCAUCAAGAAGGUCAGAACCUUUGUGAGGUGCUGUGGCUGUCGCUGCUGUGGGGCCUGCGGCGGCGGCACGUGGCGUUCAAGGCGCUGAAGCUGGCGCUGAUAGAGUGCCCCAUGCCGGGCUGUCUGGCUCUGGUGAGGGACGCCGACAGCGGACGGAAGGAGCUGGAGGCGGUGCUCCUGGAGGCCUUGGCCUCCUUCCGCGCCCUGGAGCUCUUCGGGCGCUUCGACUACGGCGCCGAGCUUCAGGGCAAGAAGCCCGCAGGGUGGUUCUCACACGAGGACCAGUUGGAAGCCCUGGACCGGCGAAGUCUGAUGCUGGAGAUGCUGCUGGGCACCCCGCCCAGGGCUUACCACCCAUCCUCCGAGGAGAAGCCGGGGAUGCUGAGCCAGGCCCCGAGUCACACCUUGUUCCGCAACGGCGCCAUGCGGAACACCAUCUCCAAGUUGAACCUGGUGGACCUGGCGGGCUCCGAGCGCAACGAUUCGGAGGUGCGGAAGCAGCUCAAGGCAGUUUGGAUCCAGUGCACGCUGCUUAAGCCUCAGGAAGGCGCGAACAUCAACAAGUCUUUGAGUGACGCCUGGCUGCAAUUGGAUCACAAGUGGGCCUUGGGCAAUGUGAUCAACGCCUUGAGCUCCGCGUCCUCCUCGAGGCGCAGGGCCUUCGUGCCCUACCGGGACUCGAAGCUCACACGGGUGCUGCAGGACUUUGGGACGCGCGCGGUGCCCGUGGUUGAAGAGAGCUUGGGCGGCAAUGCCUUCUGCACCAUGAUUGCGACCACCUGCCGGGGCCCAUCGGAGGGGAACUCGGAGGAGACCUGGCACACCCUGCAGUACGCCAAGCGGGCGAAGACCAUCCGCGUGGCAGCGACCCGAAACGAAGAGACCAAGCAGCGGCAACAGAUGGAGAAGGAGGUCGAGGAACUCCGGAAGUCCGCAGAGGGCCGAGAGGAGUUGGAGGCCCAGCACCGCGCGGAGAUCGAGGCGCUGGAGGACUUCAUGAAGCAAACCUGGGAGUCCGGCCGCUCCCUGAGUUCCAAGGAGAAUGAGGAGGACAAGCAGCGGCUCACCCGCGAGCACGAGGAGCAGAGGGACUUGGCCAGGCUGGAGGUGCAGCGGGCGAUGGAGCAGCGCAAGGCGGAGCAGCAGAGGAGGUUGGAGGCAUUGGAGAAGCUUGGGGAUCUGCACGUCACGCUCCAGCGCCCGCCUCGAGAUUUCGCCACUUCGCGGCUCCGAGAGCUCGUUGAAGUAGUGCAGCUGCAAGAACAGCAGCAGGAGCUGAGGGAGGAGCUGGAGGAGUGUCCCUAUGGUGACCCCUCUUCCACCUGGACGGUGCCCUUCUCAUCUGCGAAGCCCGUGCAGCCCUUGGUGGCCGCCCACAGCGAGGCCACCCGUGCGCUGCUGGAGCUCGAGCUAGCGCAGGGCUCCUGGCAAACGCGCUGCGCGGAGGCUCUGGGCCACGCCGAGACGGAGCCGGAGAUGCUGGCGAACCUCAACCUGGAUUUGGCUCAGCUGCACUUGCGACUCAUCGAUGUACCCAGCGCCUACCAGUGCGUGUGUCGGGCUAUGGAUCUGGGCGUGGUCAACGACAGGGCCGUCGAUCUGUUGGACAACUGCCUUAUGUGCGAGAACUUGAAGACUUCCCCGUCCAUGACGGGCCUGGAGGAUCCCUCAGCCCUCUACGCGCUUUAUCCCUUUGCAGACCGGCUGAGGCACCUGGGCUAUGUCCUCGACAAGGUGCUGGCCUCCACAGGCGCCGAGUCCUUGCUGGACUUCAGCGACGAGUCCAAGCUCCAGGCCUUUUCAGAGGGGCUGGGCGGCGUGGAGCCGGACGACAUAUUGCUCCUCUUCCUGCUGCGGAAGAAGGUUCCCCUGGAGCGGCUUCCGCUGCUUUCGAGCGGCGCCGAGCGCCUGCUACUGAAACUGCAGGCGGUGACGGCGGUCAGAGGCCACCGCAUCCUCUCGCCACAGGAAGCGGCCAGGUGGCCACCCGCCCGGGACGCGGCCUGCUUCAGCAACCUCAGGUUUUGGCCGCUCGCGGAUGGAGUCAUCGCCACGGACGCUCAGACCUGGCCCCACGAGAACUUCGAGCCGGUGAUGUACCUCUCAGACGACUCCCUGGCACUGCUGGACACGAGGCCGGACGUAGCCAAGCUUCGUGUCUUGGACAUUUGCUGCGGCAGCGGGGUCCAAGGCAUCUCUGCCCUGCGCCGCGGUGCCGAAUCCGUGGCCUUUGUGGAUUUGAAUCCCCGGGCCAUCCAAUUUGCAGAGUUCAACCUGGCGCUCAAUAAGCGUUUAGAUCGCGACUACAGCUUCCACCAUGGAGAUCUCUACUCUGCCUUGGACUCUGACCAGAGGUUCGACCUGAUCUUGGCGAACCCCCCGUUCCUGCCGAACCCGCAGAACAUCGCCUCCCAGGCGGUGGCGCUUUUCGGGCACGGCGGCGCGGGUGGGGAAGACGUGGUGCGGCGCCUGUGCGGGGAGGAGCUGCAGAAGCGCCUGGAGGAGGGCGGGUGGCUGAUGAUGGUGACAUAUGCGCCCAACGUGGAGGAGAUGCCCGGGAGGCUGCAGAGGUACCUAGGCCGAGACGCUGAGAUUCGCGUCUUUGGGGGCAACCGGCAGAGCGCCGAGAACUUUUUGCCCGUGGCAAGUGAGGUGGAGGCCCACUGCUACACGGAAGCCUUGGCCGAGCAGGGCAUCACCUCCAUGUCGGAGGCCAUCGUUUUGGUCCGCUUCGGAGAGAAGAAUCUGGCCUCGCUGGAGCUCCGUGAUGAGCUCUUUGCGGACCGAAACUUUCUGGAGAGCAUUGGGCAAAUGACUUCACGAGCGGUCCUGGGUGGCCUCACAAGGAGAGACCGGCUCGCGCUGGCCGGAGCAUCUGGCCCCUUGGCCGGGCUUGAGGAGCCCACCUUCGAGGCCAUAGGCUCCAAGGCGUCGGUGCUUCGAUGCCCCCAGCAGCUCCAGUCGCAGCUGAAAACCGCCACCGGGCCCAGCGAGUCAUUUGCCGCUGUCCGUUUGUACCGCGACGGGGCGGUCAGCGAUGUCGAGCUGCUGAAGCGGGCCACCGGGCUGGAUGCGUCGCUGGAUGCGUCGCUGGAUGCAUCAGCGGCGGAGGAUUUGGAUGGCACCUCCCAGCUACUUCUCAGCCAGGCCAAGGAACUCGCGGCGGGCGGCUUAGACCUGACCGGCGGUCUCGCGGCGGAGCAGGCAGAGGUCAGCUACAAGAGCCAGCUGUGCCCGGCAGCCCGGGUCGAUUUCUCACGCACGCUCAGCACGGAGAUUGCUGUGACACUGCAGGAGGGAAAAGAGCAAGAGGCGCCGGCGAGAUGGGGCGGCGACGUCACUUGGGAACGGGUCACUUGGGAGGUGGAGGGCCUGGAACUAUUGCAGCUGGCCAGGGGCCGAGUGCAACUUCAGCUGCGCGAGCACUACGCAGCGACAUCCGGGCAAUUCCUGCAGGAGGUGGCUCAGCUGAACUUCAGCCUGACUCAGCUGGGCCAGCGUCGCCUCCGGGAUCUUGCAGAAGGCCUGGGCAACUGGGCUUCUAGGAAAACGGGCGCCCUCGCAGGCGCGGACUUGCCGGACCUCGAGCUCGAGGUGGCCCCAGACGUGCUGCCGCUCGCCCUGGGCCUUGCCUCGCCCGACAGCCCAGCUGGCCAGCGCGAGGUGCCGGACACGCAGAUCUCAGCGUCCUCGCACUCGCACCUGGCAAGCUGCGCCAGGCUCCAGCGCUGCGAGUUGGCCGGCGCCUGGUGCCCUGCCACCGGCAAGGAGGAGUUCCUUGAGGCAGCCCUGGGGGGGGGUGGCGUGGCGAGUCAGGUCGAUCUGCAGGAACCCAUGACCGACUGGGCCUCGGCUUCCUUUGUGGUGGGCAUUGCUAUGCAGCGCCCCCAGCAAGGCCGGGUGCCUUGCAGCGGGCUCUGGCAGCAGACCCACGGCUUGCUGCAGCUGGCUUUGGGCUCCGGAGAGGCGCCCUGGGUGGACCGGACCUUCGUGAGGCCGCCGGUGCGCUGCGUGCACGAGGCCGCUGUGGGCUCCGGUUCGGUGGAGUCAGUAGCCGUGGCCUUGAUCCAGCAACGCUGCUUCGGCGAGUGGCGAGAAGUGCCUGCGCAGGAAGCGGCGAAAGACUUUGGGGCUAUGACCAAAGAGUCAAAGCUGGACUUUCUCUCCAGGUCAACGCCUCGUGGAAUUUCGGCGUUUUCGGCGACAGAGCCCAAGGGAAGAGCCGCGGCGCGCAGGCUGAUUCAGGUCAAGAAGCUUUCGGCUAAGCCGUCGGGUCUUGACGUGGAGGGUCUCUCCGGCAGCGAGGAGGAGGCAUGA